CGCGUCGUUCACGAGUAAGCAGCAAAAUGAUCUUCCGUGUCUUGUUCAGCAGCGUUUGUCUGGUAGCUUUCGUUAGCUGUGACAAAUAUGUGAAUAAAUUCGAUAGUAUUUUCGGUUGCAAGCAAGCCAACGCCGUGAAUAACUACAACCAUCCAGCGGAUUUCAUUCCGACGGAACACUUUGAAAACGUGGGAUCUGGUGUGAACUCGACCUUCUUCCGGCUGGGUAUCUUCGGUAAAAGUGAUGCCGUUAUUCGAUUUUCAAAGGUCGCCAUGCCGUACAACAAGGAUACCCUGCACGAAAUAGUGAUCGGCGCCGGAAUGAAUCGUCACACGGAGGUGCGGCGACAGAUUCGAAACACCGUGGUGCUUCACCGUAAUCACGUGCUCAAGAAGAUACCCACACCGCAGAUGCUGUCCGAGCUGGAGCCGUUCGUGCUGACUGUGGAGUUUGUCCAAGGUGGACUGGUGCGACUGACUCGCGAUGGAGAGACGGAACCGUUCCUGGAGUUUUCGGAUCCUUCGGCGGAGAUCAGCUUCAACUAUAUUGGAUUCUCCAACUGGUUGUCGAAGAUCAUUUUCUUUUUCGACUGUCCAGUUUACAACUUUGAUGUGAGGAUGGAUAGUUUGAGAGUGUAGAGAUAAUUGGCAACAGUUAUUUACUUGCCGUUUAUUGU
Culex quinquefasciatus (southern house mosquito) is the source of this 676-nucleotide messenger RNA. RefSeq lists its product as uncharacterized. The coding region runs from base 27 to 638 and encodes 203 amino acids. NCBI's taxonomy places the organism in Eukaryota, Metazoa, Arthropoda, Insecta, Diptera, Culicidae. The record is from RefSeq and is a predicted model, not a curated record. The transcript has 2 exons.